CAACAGCUUCUUUUGCCUCUUCUUGACUUCUCUCCAUCACCUAUAGGCGGCCAACCUCCAUCCUCUCCACAAUGGCAUUCUGCUGUGUACCAUAUAGCUCCAUCCCAUCUGGACAAAUAAGCGGUAGACAGCCCUCCAGCCACCCGUCUUGUGCCAUUCAAUGUGAGCUGACCUAUGCAGGGAGCAGUUCCCAGCACUCUAGUGGCCAAACCUCUUCAAGUGGACAUGUUGCAUACCUGUGUCUCCAGCCUAGCAGUGGCCAGUCUUCCUCUCUUCUGAUGAGCAGUGGCCAGUCUUCCUCUCAACCAGCCUGUGGCAUUCCAUAUGUGGCCAUCCUUCCUGCCAGCAGCAGCCAAUCUUCCUCCUUUCCUGCAAGCAGUGGCCAAUCUUCCUCUCCUCCAUGCUAUGUCAUUCCUUAUGGGCCCAUCGAUGCAGUGAGCAGUGGCCAGUCUUCCUCUCAGUCAUCCUCUUCCACUCCAUGUGUGGCUAUCCUUCCAGUGAGCAGCAGCCAAUCUUCCUCCUUUCCUGCAAGCAGUGGCCAAUCUUCCUCUCCUCCAUGCUAUGUCAUUCCUUAUGGGCCCAUCGAUGCAGUGAGCAGUGGCCAGUCUUCCUCUCAGUCAUCCUCUUCCACUCCAUGUGUGGCUAUCCUUCCAGUGAGCAGCAGCCAAUCUUCCUCCUUUCCUGCAAGCAGUGGCCAAUCUUCCUCUCCUCCAUGCUAUGUCAUUCCUUAUGGGCCCAUCGAUGCAGUGAGCAGUGGCCAGUCUUCCUCUCAGUCAUCCUCUUCCACCCCAUGUGUGGCUAUCCUUCCAGUGAGCAGCAGCCAAUCUUCCUCCUUUCCUGCAAGCAGUGGCCAAUCUUCCUCUCUUCCAUGCUAUGUCAUUCCUUAUGGGCCCAUCGAUGCAGUGAGCAGUGGCCAGUCUUCCUCUCAGUCAUCCUCUUCCACUCCAUGUGUGGCUAUCCUUCCAGUGAGCAGCGGCCAAUCUUCCUCCUUUCCUGCAAGCAGUGGCCAAUCUUCCUCUCUUCCAUGCUAUGUCAUUCCUUAUGGGGCCAUUGAUGCAAUGAGCAGUGGCCAGUCUUCCUCCCCUCCUGCAAGCAGUGGCCAGUCUUCCUAUGCUCCAGUGAGCAGCGGCCAGCCUUGCUAUGUCCUAAUUUGAUUCAAGUCCUCCUCUCCUUGUCGUCGCCCUUGCUAAACCACCAAGAAACAUCUCUCCUGGUACACGAUCACAUCGAGAAUCGAAAAUGAUGGUAUGGAUUCAUGGCUAAGCUGAUGGGGACUGGGUACCCAAAGCGCUGAGCAUUCACAUUUCUAACUGAGGCUCUGCAGUUUCAGCACCUGCGCAUCAUCUUUGGCGCUCAGUCCCUGCUUGAAUGUUCUUUGACCCUGUCACUUCUGAAUGAUCCCUUUCGCUAGCUUUCACAAUCACUCUGUUUCAGCAGGGAGACAUGACACAUUGUUGUCAAUUUUCCCUGCGAGGGUUGCUAUUAUGUUUGCUCCCCAAUGCUAGUCGUAGAUUCGAUCCAAUGCUGUUCAUUCCUCUUCAUGAUGUCUUUGAGUUCUCAAUCUGUUUGCUCUUAAUAAACUCUGUUCUGGUGCAUAAAAA
Molecule: messenger RNA, 1601 nt
Organism: Rhineura floridana
Lineage: Eukaryota; Metazoa; Chordata; Lepidosauria; Squamata; Rhineuridae
Exons: 2
Coding region: 72-1154 (360 amino acids)
Source: RefSeq, a predicted model, not a curated record